Molecule: messenger RNA, 12065 nt
Organism: Epinephelus fuscoguttatus (brown-marbled grouper)
Lineage: Eukaryota; Metazoa; Chordata; Actinopteri; Perciformes; Serranidae
Product: protein unc-13 homolog A-like
Exons: 42
Coding region: 325-5955 (1876 amino acids)
Biological process (GO): synaptic vesicle maturation; presynaptic dense core vesicle exocytosis; dense core granule priming
Cellular component (GO): presynaptic active zone cytoplasmic component; synaptic vesicle membrane; neuromuscular junction
Molecular function (GO): syntaxin-1 binding; calmodulin binding; calcium ion binding
Source: RefSeq, a predicted model, not a curated record
UGCUGCUGAAACAAGAUGGCUGUGCGCGCAGGAGGAGCAGCAGCAGCAGCAGCAGCAGCAGCGGAGGAGAGCUGAGGCAAUGCAGAGGAGGAAGAAGAGGGGGGCGAGGAAUUCACUCCUGUGUGUCUUGUCCUGCCAGAAGAGCAACAGCUCCGCGGAGAAAGAGACUUCCGACAUGAUGCUAAUUGGUUUCCGUUACCAUUUAGGGUGACGGUUAGAGUUUCCUUUUUUUCUAUCCUGUAACCAAGAGACAACCGGACUGACCAAACAAAUCACGGAGCACUCAGUAGAGGACAGCCGGGGACGCUUACGCCGCUUUCAGAGAUGUCCCUGCUCUGUGUGGGAGUGAAGAAAGCCAAGCUGGAUGGACCCCAAGAGAAGUUCAACACUUAUGUGACUCUGAAGGUACAAAAUGUGAAGAGCACAACCAUUGCUGUCAGGGGCAACUUGCCCAGCUGGGAGCAAGACUUUAUGUUUGAAAUUAAUCGCUUGGACCUGGGUCUGACAGUAGAGGUGUGGAACAAAGGGUUAAUCUGGGACACCAUGGUCGGCACUGUGUGGAUACCCCUCCGUAGCAUCCGACAGUCAAAUGAGGAAGGUCCGGGCGAGUGGCUCACACUGGACUCUCAGGUCAUCAUGACUGAUAAUGAGAUCUGUGGCACCAAAGAUCCCACCCUUCACCUGGUGCUGCUCGACACGCGCUUUGAACUGCCUCUCGAUAUCCCCGAGGAUGAGGCACGAUACUGGGCCAAAAAACUGGAGCAGCUCAAUGCCAUGAGGGACCAAGAUUAUUCUUACCAGGAAGAGCAGGAACGCCCUCUACGUGUACCAGGAACCCAGUGCUGUAACUGGAGUCUAUGGGGAGACCAACAAAAUGAAGACCCAGACAGUGCUGUGGAUGACAGGGACAGCGACUACCGCAGUGAGACCAGUAACAGCAUCCCCCCUCCUUACUACAGCACAUCCCAGCCCAAUGCCUCUGUCCACCAGUAUCCCAUCAGCCACCAGCACCGCAGCUCCAGAAGCUACUCUUACCCACGCUCCGGCAACAGCCACGACCUCGACUACCAACAUCAGAGGACUGUCAGUCCCUCGGGGAGUUACGCAUCUUCUGCAGAGCUGAGUCGGUGUAGCAGUCAGCUGAGCGAGGAGGACUAUGGCGGUGAGUAUGGAGAGAGGGAUCCUUACGACGAGAACGACUCUUACCACUCCUGCCACUCCUCGGUCAGCUACAGUAAAGGCUCUCCUGACUGGGACCCUGAUGAGACCCAGGGGGCGUACAGCGAUGAGGGCGGCUACAGCAAAGACGGAGGAGAGGAGGCGGCUCUGUACGAGGAGGAUGAUGGAGGACUGUACGAGGGAGAAGAAGAGGGCCUCUAUGAGGACGAGGAGAUGAUGUAUGAUGACGAGGAUUUGUACAACUUGGAUGGGACCCUCAGUGAGGACUUGGAGCCUCCGUUUACCCCGACCCCAACGUCAACAGCCGCCCCAACUCUGGAUGUGCCCAGCUCCAGACCUCCACUAGAGAAACAGCCGUCCUUGCACCAACAGCAGCCCCCCACUCAACCCCCCAACCAAACAUCCAACCAGUCUCAGCCUCCUGGCAUGGCCCCGUCAGUACAGCCCCCCUCUGGUCAACAAACAGUCCAACCACCUAAGCAGCCCCAGCCCCAAACACAGCCUCAGCCACAGCCAGCCCCGUCUGCCACCUCCUUCUUCUCAAUGGCCAAACCUCUAACAGCUGCAGUCACAGGCUUGGCCUCUACUUUCCUGUCUUCUGUUCCCACCGCGCAGCCUGCCCAGGCUCACCCUCCAGCCGCAGCCGCAUCUCAGCAACAGCAGUCUGCCGCAGCCAGCAGCGUCCCUCCAUCCCACCCAGCCACCGUGGCUAACUCAGCCUCACAGCCCCCCUCGACCGCCACGGGCCCUCCCUCCCAACAGACCCCGUCCUCUGGGCAGCCUCAAUCCCAUCUCAACGGUCCUGCCACCACACAGUCAGCUGCCCCUGAGGACCAGGCUGUCAAUCUGGAGGAAGAGCCAUGGCUGGAGGAGGAAGCAAUGUUGGAGAAGGAGGCCAGGACGCCCCCUGCUCAGCCAGAGGAGACGCUCCCCAUGGAGGAGACAGAGGAGCAUUUUCAAGAGAGCCAGCCGCCGACGCCAGUAAAGGAAGAAGAGAUGCCGCCUGAGAGUCCUCCAGUCAUAGAGGAGCCCAAAGAGCCAGUGGAUCCAGCAGUCAGAGCCAAAGAGAACUGGCUGAGGCUCUAUAACAAAGUCUUAGAACAGCUUCGGGAGGCUCGAGGAGAGACCUCCAACUCCCUGUGGUUUGGUAAAGGAGGCAUGGGAGGUGCACUGUACAGUAUCGACAGCAUGCCUGACCUUCGCAAGAGGAAAGCCAUUCCUCUCGUCAGAGAUCUGGCCAUGUCUCUGGUGCAGAACUCUCGUAAGGCUGGAAUCACCUCCGCCAUGGCUUCCACCACUCUCGGCAAUGAAGAGCUGAAAAGUCAUGUUUAUAAAAAGACCCUGCAGGCUCUGAUCUACCCCAUCUCCUCCACCACUCCACACAACUUUGAGGUGUGGACAGCCACCACCCCGACCUACUGCUACGAAUGCGAGGGGCUGCUCUGGGGUAUCGCCAGGCAAGGCAUGCGCUGCUCCGAGUGCGGCGUCAAAUGCCACGAUAAGUGCCAGGAUCUGCUCAACGCCGACUGUCUGCAGAGAGCUGCAGAGAAGAGCUCCAAGCACGGGGCAGAGGACCGAACCCAGAACAUCAUCAUGGUCCUGAAGGAUCGCAUGAAGAUCAGAGAGAGGAACAAACCAGAAAUCUUUGAGCUAAUCUUGGAAGUGUUCGCCCUUGACAAAACAACACACGCUGCGCAGAUGAAACAAAUCAAGCAGAGCGUGCUCGACGGGACCUCCAAAUGGUCAGCGAAGAUCAGCAUCACUGUGGUUUGUGCUCAGGGCCUGCAGGCGAAAGACAAAACAGGCUCCAGUGACCCCUAUGUGACUGUUCAAGUUGGGAAGACCAAGAAGAGAACCAAGACCAUCUACGGAAACCUGAACCCUGUCUGGGACGAAAACUUUCACUUUGAAUGCCACAACUCCUCCGACCGCAUCAAGGUCCGCGUGUGGGACGAGGAUGACGACAUCAAGUCCCGCGUGAAACAGAGGUUCAAACGUGAGAGCGAUGACUUCCUGGGCCAAACCAUCAUCGAAGUCCGGACUCUGAGCGGGGAGAUGGACGUGUGGUACAACCUGGACAAGAGAACCGAUAAGUCCGCCGUGUCGGGGGCCAUCCGGAUGCACAUAAGUGUGGAGAUCAAAGGAGAGGAGACGGUCGCUCCGUACCAUGUCCAGUACACCUGUCUACAUGAGCAUCUGUUCCAGUACACCACCGAGGAGCAGAACGGCGGCGUCGUAAAGAUCCCUGAUGCCAAAGGGGACGAUGCCUGGAAGGUGUAUUUCGAGGAGACGGCUCAGGAGAUAGUGGACGAGUUCGCCAUGAGAUACGGAGUGGAGUCCAUCUACCAGGCCAUGACCCACUUCGCCUGCUUGUCAUCAAAGUACAUGUGCCCAGGAGUGCCAGCUGUGAUGAGCACCCUGCUUGCCAACAUCAACGCUUACUACGCCCACACCACCCAGUCCUCCAACAAUGUUUCUGCCUCGGACAGAUUUGCUGCAUCAAAUUUUGGCAAGGAGAGGUUUGUCAAACUGCUGGAUCAGCUGCACAACUCCCUGAGGAUCGACCUGUCCAUGUACCGGAAUAACUUCCCUGCUAGCAGUCCCGAAAGACUACAAGACCUCAAGUCUACAGUCGAUCUCUUGACGAGCAUCACAUUCUUCAGGAUGAAGGUCCAGGAGCUGCAGAGUCCCCCCAGGGCAAGCCAGGUGGUGAAAGACUGCGUGAAAGCUUGUCUCAACUCCACCUACGAGUACAUCUUCAACAACUGCCAUGACCUCUACAACAGGGAAUAUCAGACGGACCCUUCCAAGGCAGUCCCUCCAGAUGAGCAGGGUCCCAGCAUCAAAAACCUGGACUUCUGGUCCAAACUCAUCACCCUCAUCGUCUCCAUCAUAGAGGAGGACAAAAACUCCUACACUCCCUGCCUUAAUCAGUUUCCCCAGGAACUGAAUGUGGGCAAGAUCAGCGCCGAGGUCAUGUGGAAUAUGUUUGCCCAGGACAUGAAAUACGCCAUGGAGGAGCACGAGAAGAACCGCCUGUGUAAAAGUGCAGAUUAUAUGAACUUGCACUUCAAGGUGAAAUGGCUUUACAACGAGUACUGCAAGGAGCUGCCCACCUUCCAGAAGCACGUACCGGAAUAUCCAGCCUGGUUUGAACCAUUCGUCAUCAUGUGGUUGGACGAGAACGAAGAAGUGUCCAGAGACUUUCUGCAUGGAGCCCUGGAGAGGGACAAAAAAGACGGGUUCCAGGUCACAUCAGAGCACGCUUUGUUCUCCUGCUCGGUGGUGGACGUGUUCUCUCAGCUCAAUCAGAGCUUUGAAAUCAUCCGCAAACUGGAGUGUCCCGACCCUCAGAUCGUUGGCAACUAUAUGAAGAGAUUCGCCAAGACCAUCGGCAACGUCCUGCUGUCUUACGCCGACAUCAUUGCAAAGGACUUUCCCAAUCAUGUCAAGAAGGAGAAAGUGCCAUGUAUCAUCAUCAAUAACAUCCAGCAGCUCAGAGUUCAGCUGGAGAAGAUGUUUGAGGCCAUGGGAGGCAAAGAUCUUAAUUUGGAGGCAAGCGACUUCCUCAAGGAGCUGCAGAACAAACUCAACAGCGUUAUGGAUGACCUCAGCCGUAUCUUUGCUGUCAGUUUCCAGCCCCAGAUUGAGGACAACGUGAGGCAAAUGGGAGACAUCCUCGCUCAGGUAAAAGGUCAGACCGUCCCGGCCAACGGCAGUGUGGUUCAAGAGGCUGAUAAUGUCCUGCAGCCCAUCAUGGACUUCCUGGACAGCAACCUGUCGCUGUUUGCUAAGAUCUGUGAGAAGACUGUCCUGAAGAGAGUGCUAAAGGAGCUGUGGAAACUGGUGAUGAACACAAUGGAAAAAACUAUUGUGCUUCCAACACUCACUGACCAGACGGGCACUCAGAUGAUCUUCAACGCUGCUAAGGAGUUGGGCCAGCUUUCUAAGCUCAAGGAGCACAUGGGACGAGAGGAGGCCAAAGCUCUGAGUCCUAAACAGUGUGCAGUGAUCGAGCUGGCACUAGACACUAUUAAGCAAUACUUCCAUGCUGGUGGUGUGGGCCUGAAGAAGACAUUCUUGGAAAAGAGUCCAGACCUGCAGUCUCUGCGCUACGCCUUGUCUCUGUACACCCAGGCCACAGACAAGCUCAUCAGGAAGUUUGUCCUCUCGCAGGGCGCUCAGGUCCACGGAGGGAAAGGGCUCAGGUGCACAGCGAACGAAGACACACCGCCAGAGAAACCAUCUGGAGUGGAUGCAGUUGGCGAGGUGGUCAUGGGUGUGGACAUUUUACCCCAGCCUAAUGGAGAACACAAGAUCAGUGUCAAAGUGGUGGCUGCUAAUGACCUGAAAUGGAAGGCGCAGGGCUUCAGGCCCUUCGUGGAGGUCUACAUCAUCGGCCCUCACCUCAGCGACAAAAAGAGGAAAUUUGCCACCAAGUCCAAGAACAACACAUGGUCACCCAAGUUCAGUGAGAGCUUCCAGUACUCAUUGGGCACUGAGGUGGGUCCUGAGAGCUACGAGCUGCAGGUGUGUGUGAAGGACUACUGCUUCGCCAGAGAGGACCGCACCGUGGGCAUGUCCGUGGUGCAGCUGAAGGACAUAGCCAGCAAGGGCAGCGUCACCUUGUGGAUGCCCCUGGGCAGACGCAUCCAUAUGGACGAGACGGGCCUGACGGUGCUGCGGAUCCUCUCUCAGCGCAACAACGACGACGUGGCGAAAGAGUUCGUCAAGCUCAAGUCAGAGCAGCGCUCAGCCGAGGAGGGCCGCAGCUGAGGGGGGGGAGAGGAGAGAGCGAGGACACACGUGUGCACAAGACCACCAGAGACAUAGUAUUAUGCACACUUAAAGUAGUCACACCGACAUAGAUAGACAACCAUGUGCAAUACACAAGCACACACAUGAAAAUGCUCUAUUGUACAUAUAUCUGCAUACAUUAUGCAACAUUUACAUUGCAAUGUUAUCAGUGCAAACAUGGAGAGUUAUGUUUAUAAGCAUUCAUGUUUAAUUUUAAAUAUUUCAGCAGCUCAACUCAAAGCUCUCAGUUUAGGGUUAGCCUCACAUUACCAAGCACUUGUCAACCCCUCACUCAAUCUUUCCCAUAACACAUCACACCUUUUAUACGCUGUACAUUUAGAUGUGAUAUAAUGCAACGCAGAACUAAACCAUGUGAAUAGUUUGAGGACGACCACUUUGCACUUUUGCUUCUCUGUGUCUUCAGGAGAGCAGUCCUUGCCUAGCUAUGCUCUGUCUGUCCGUCCGUCUGUCCGCUUGCCUGCCUGACUGUGUGUCGUUCUUCCAGUCCGUCGGUCUUUCUCCUUCCCCCCUUCCUCCUCCUCCUCCUCUCCCUCUCCUCGUCGUUUGCUCUGCGUAGUCUUCCCACGGUGUGAUGUGUUGUGUAGGUUGGAGUUCAGGCACAGAUCUAAGAUCAGCUCCUUUUUUUGCCCAAAAAUCCAAAAAGAGAAAAAAAAACACUGACCUUAGAUCAGUGUCCAGGGGCAACGUCACUGCUUGUCUGUCCUGUAAUGUACCAACGUCCUGCAUGUUGACCCCAGGAACACUGUGAUCCACUUUGCUGUAACCAUGGCAACCGUCCCCCCUCCCACAUAAAAGAUGGGUGCCUCCAAUAUUUUACCCAUGUGAGCAUGGUGCAUAUAUAACCCUGGUACAAUAAGGUUUUAUAAUUAUGACCCGACUAACCAUCAUUAUCAUGGAGAAAACACACUGACAGUGGGAACAUGCUGAGCCUGAUGUGUGACGUGUUGAUAGAGACGAAGGUUGUGGCUACAAUGUGCUUUUUCUUUUAAAAACUUUUCUUGCUUCACAUCACGACAAACGGAGCAAUACCCCAGCGUCUAACACAUCCACACCCCGAGAGUGCACAUUAACUCCAAAAGGGCUACAGGAUCAGUGGACUGGGAUGUCAGUUUACGCACUAAUACAUGCCGUCCACGCUUCUGUCGGCAAAUUGACCACAAGGUUUUCCCACGAAUCCCCCUCCACCCACCAUCUACCUGUGUGUCUACAGACACACUGCCACACUGCAGACACGCUCCGAUUCAGAAAGUCUCUCACGAGAGACGCUAUGGAGGACGGCCAAAGGACAUGCGAUGCUGAAGGACACUUUCCUCCUGAUCGACUGCACACGUAACCUAAACCCAUCUCUUUAAGGCAAUAGUGGUUUGUUUGUAUGUUCACUGAACCUUGUGGUUUUUACGAAGAACAAACCCCCUGUGAACACUGCUGUGUCUUUUGUUAUUGUGUGUGUGCAUAUGUGUGAAGGUGAUCUCGUACUUGCUACAUAGUGAGGACUAAGAGAGAGGACACUUUUGUAAAGUGAGGACAUUUUGGACGGUCCUUACUUUUUCAGAGGCCUGUUUUAGGGUUAAGACUUGGUUUUAAGGUUCAGGAUACAACAAAGUUUAAAUAAGGUUAAAGGUUAAGGGGGAUUUAUGCUUGUGUGGCAGACCCUAUGCCAUAGCCUACACGUGGCCUACGCACGUGGCCUCAGCGACGGAGUGCUGUGAAAUUUAGUUGAUUAAAACAUGCAUAAAACAUGGCUUAAUAGUGAGAAUUUCAAACACAAGUACACACAUCAGCUUCACUAUAACUGACAGGAUUCACAGACAAAGCACUUGUCUUUUACUGGACUCUUUUUCCCCACAAAUACAACAUGCUAAUAUUUUUAGCACAAGCCUAUGGCAUUUUACAUUGUAUGAAUUAGCCUAGCAGCUAGCAAACUUUCCUCGUUUCAUAUGAAACCAGGGACAACAACAACAUUUAACAAAGUUAGCAUCAAAAAAUUUGGCUCCAUUACAAGUCACAAGGUUCACCGACAAACCAACUGUCUUAUACUAAACACGUUUUCCAAACAAAUACAACAUGCUAACGUUAUUAGCACAAGCCUGUGGCAUUUUACAUUGUAUAAAUUGGCCUAGUGACGAGCGGAGAUUUCCUCUGCUAAUAUGAUGCCAGGAUAAAUCACACUCAAGACUUAAAAUGCUAUUUUAUCUGAGGUUUUAUUGUCUUCACAAUUUAUUGUUUCAUAUCUGUGAAACUAAAGUCAAUAAAAGCUUUGUUUCUACUGAGGGAAACGGUUUCAGCUUAAGAAAAUAGACAGAAGGUCUGCGUUACAUUUCUAGGGAGGUGCUCGUCAGGCUACAGCGUAGGUAGGGUACGGCAGCGAUUCAACGCAGAAGUACAAAUUCGGCCUUAGGCAUUUUGUCAUGAUGGUUAAGGUUAGUGUAAGGAGCUAGAAAUGCAUUGUGUAAACGAGGGUCCUCACAAAGAUAGAAGUACAAGAUUGUGUGUAAGUGUGUGUGAGUGCGUGUGUGUGAGGGGGGUUGAUUGUCACACCUGGCAAAACAGGCUCUGAGAUUGUGAGCAAUAUAUUGUAUCUACAUACCCUAAAUGUAUGCGCUGUCAAUAUAAAUACAGGAGCACCAACUGCAAUAUCCAGAUCCAAGGAAUGGGGAAACUUAUGAUUCUGUGUUUAAUUUACUUUUAUGUAUGGACUCAUAAAAUCCCCAUUCCUGUUGGACGUUUGUAAGCUUUUUCUCACGUGUUGAAUAAGAAGGAAAGUGUUUUGUCCUUGAAUUCCUAUUUGCCUUUUGGACCAAAUUUGCACGAACCAGUUUAUUUUUUUGUUUUUCAAAGAAAGAAGCCAUCGGAGUCACCGCCAAGCAUUUAUGUUGUCUUAGUUUAAGUCUUGUCACGUGUGUUAACGACCCCUUUACCUUUCACUGCAAAAAAAAAAAGGUGAGCAAACACUCACAGUCGUAGUCCAGCUCGUGUUGUAUUCUCUUAGUGAAACUUAACAGUGUCAGUGACAGCGAGGUUUUCCUGUCGCUGUGUGGGGCUUCACCAGACUGUCACUGCUGGCCUGUCACAUGUUGUCUUUACUGAAUACUGUUGAAUUCUACCAAAAACAAAGCUUCUGAAUGUUGUUUAUCUCAGCAGAGCCUUCUUUUUACGAUCAAAGGGAUGGUUAUAUCCAAAACCACGACUAGCAUGGGGACACCGGCUCAUGCCUUUACAAAAAGUAAAAUUGAUAUUGCCGUUUGAUUUAGGUGUCCAAAUUUCACUUAAAGGGAAACUUUUGUAUUUUUUCAACCUGGACUCUGUUUUCCAUGUAUUUGUAUUUAACCGACCAAUGGAGACAAUCAUCUUUAAAUUGGCCGAGUGUUGAGAGAUUUGUAGCAGUAAAACAGGCUGCAAUGUAAUCUCUGAGGGCAAUUGUGCACCAUCAAUUUAAAGUGCUUGUUUUUGCCACUGACAGGCUCAUACUGUUAUUGUAAUGGCUCAUUCAUGCUCAAAGUUAGAUAAGUAUAGGGACACGUUAUAGGGUACGUUAUUACGACCUAGCCCACCAAUGCCAUGUUUGUUGUCAGAAACUUUUGACUCUGCCCUUUGGUGCCAUCUAGUGGAUGUAUCUAUACUAAUAUAAAGGACGCAGGGAAGUAUGUGGGUAAUGAAAUUAACGCAUCCGUUUUCGUAAAUAACGGGAGAAUAAGGCCCCGAUCAUACAGAAAGCGUUCUAGCUGCUGGAGGUGAUUUUUUGUAAAUGUCUUUAUUGAGAAUGAAGCUUUUUGCUCGCGAUUUUUGUGCUGGGAUGGGCCUCGCGUUUCUGCGCUCUAGGCACCAGAACACACUGAACUCCUCGAGUUGAAAAAACUUCAACUCAGAGCAGAAAAGCGCCCAACGUCAUCUCUUUUAUUGGUAUCUUCUUCCCAUUGUCCAAUCGGAUGAUUUCAGAGGCAGGACCUUUGUGGUGGUCAUGACAACAAGUCUACAGUUGGUAAACAAUGGAGGAAACGUCCAUCAUGGAGGAGAAGCUCCUGGACCAACCGGUGGUACUCCCCACCACCCACCCUCUUUUUUAGGGUCUCAUGUACCCACACAAAUCUCCGUUUAUCAAACAAUUUGCUGACAGCCUCUUGCCCUCACCCAGAGCUACAGCAAGUACCCUCUGCCUCAACAUUUUAGUAACUAGAUACUAAUUACGGUUAGAGUAAAAAAAGGGUAGAGGGUUGCCUGAAGUGUCUGUUCAACCUUGAGGAAAAGAAAUAUAACGUUAUUGUGACCAAGUCUUGACUUAGAAGGUGACUUAUUGCAGGAAAAAAAAGAGUAGGGCUAGACCGAUAUGGAUUUUUUAGGGCCGAUGCCGAUACCGAUUUUUUUCCAUCACCCUUAGCAGAUGACCGAUUAUGGACUGCCGAUUUUCUUGAGCUGAUAUUUGGGGCUGAUACUGCUUUUGCUCCCUCAAUUUACAUCAAAAAAAUGACACAAUGAUAACAAAUAUUACAGGUCUCAAGUUUAAAAUAAGAAACAUUUAUUGAACAGUAAAAAAUACUAAAACAAGAUGGAAAGUCGAGGUAGAACAGGUGGAAUAUUGUUAUUAUUAUUAUUAUUAUUAUUAUUAUAAUACAUUCAAAUAAAAAAAAGAAUUCAGUGCUUUUAAAUCUUCCAGUAAUGUCUUUAUAAAAUAAACAAAUAUUUAAGCUGAAGCAUAAAUAAAACAACAACUACUGUACACAGUAGGAUUCGCUGCAUGUGCGCUGCAGGGUCUUCCGGCAACACAGAGCUGCCCGUGGAUGCCUGUCUGUAAAUCAUGCCAGGGAAAAAUAAAUCCGCGAACCCACGCGCGUAUCGGCUGAUGCCGAUACAAGUAAAAAACUCAAAUAUCGGCCCGAUAUAUCGGCCGGCCGAUGUAUCGGUCUAUCCUUAAAAAAGAGAGACAUGGAUAGAGGAAUGCUGGGAGGAGUUUGUUGUGUUAGAGUACAGAAAGCGUAGCUCAGUGUCAUUACUGAAUAUUCUGCUGAUAUUGACAAUGUGGUGAAGUCUGAGAGAUUUUAGAACAAUACUUCACCUUGAGCGAGACUUGGUCACAACAACAAACAGACCAGUGGAAGUUAAGGAAAAAUGUUUCAUUCCUCCCUAGGGUCCGUUUCAUAAUGCUGCCAGACACUGCGAAUAAUAAUCUGAUUCUGUCGGUGGCAAAAACAAACACUUUUAAUGGACGUAAAAUGGCGGUCACCUGUAGGGAUAACACUGCAGCCUGUUUUGCUGCUGUGGCUCUCAAUACUGGACCAAUUAAAAAAAAUGACUGUCUCCAUUAGUCACUUAGACACAAACACAGGAACAUAGGAUCGAGGUUGAAAAAUACCUAAGUUUCCCUUUAAAUAAAACAGAUAAUAUUGGGUGAACUAGCCUUUUUAAAGGAGCUUUCCGCCCCAUUUAGCACACAGUGCAGUUACAUUGUUUUUAUGUGUUGAUCCCAGGGCUCAAGACAAAACUUGACACGUCAGGUUGUAGCUGAAAAAGCAACAAAAAAAUAACUGAUUAUCCAGUUUGGGGCUCGUUGGUUGCCUGCUUCAUGUACGUAUGCACACACCUACACACACCACUGCACACACUAACGACACGCACACACCUACACACACAUCCACACACCGAUCUCUGCUCAAGCACAAAAGGGCACAUGUAAGAUGACACACAUGCAUGCAUGCACGCCGACACAACUCCGUGGAGACCAAUGACGCCCACCCUGUGAAUAGAAUCAACUUACAAUUGCAUGAUGGGAAACUUUAUCGUGCCAGCACGUGUCUCUUUGAUGUGACUUUUUCUUUUCUUUUUUUUUUAAUUUCCGAAGCUAUGUAACGAUAAGUCAUCAAUGUUCUUUUUGUUUUCCAACAACGGCUUGUGAAUACGUCAUCUGUAACCAAUAUGAAUGUAGUGUGAACACAGAACUCGCAUGAGAGAAUUAUUUUCUACUGAGGAUGUUUCUAAUUUGUUUCUUAUCAUUAUUGAUUGUUCUUUAAUGAGGAUGAAGUGGAACUGGAAUGCAGCCUGAUUGUGAUCUGCUUCCUAUUAAAAGGACAUUUGUG